AUGCGUGCGCGUAGCGUCAGGUUGAGCAGGACGCAUUUCGAUGUUGCCAUCGCGGUCUUUGCGAUAUUCUGCAUGGCGGGCGUGGUCUUCGGUGUGUCGAGCCUCUACCCAAUUCUCUACCAACAGGGGCUAUUUCACAGCUCGUGCUCCGCCGUGGAAAGCUUUGGCCAACACCACUGCUCGGAAGAUGCGCAGCGACGCACAAAGUGUUGCCCGAGUCAGUUUGUGAUGUUCUCGCUCAUCUCGUCUUCCGCCUUCUUCGCGAUCGACGUCUCCGCCGCUUUCUGGGGAGAGGUGGCCGACGCGUGGGGCCCUAGACUUUGCACCGCGUGCGCAGCAAGCCUCAGCUGCAUCGGGUUCGUCGGCCUCGCCGCCGGCGCGUACCUGAAGCCCUACUUCUUCUUCCCCUCGGGGCAGUUACUAGGGCAGCAACCGCCAGCCGGCGGCGGCGGCGGCGCGGGGUCCGCCCUCGUCUUCGUCCUGCUCGAGGCGUGCGCCACGCGGCUCUACGCCACCCACCGGGCGGCGGACGAGGCCCGUCAGCUCCGUGUCUCGCGCACCGCCAUUGCGCCGAGGCGUGACAUGAUUGCGGUGUACUUGCAGAUGGCCUUCCAGUCGCUCUACCAGCUGCAGAGCAACUUCUACCUGCAGACAGUGCAAGACUCGUACGAGUCGCUCCUCGGCGUCGAGUCCGCUGCCGCCUUCGUCGCCACCUUCCACGUCGCCUUCCCCGUGAGCGGGUUCAUCGCAACCUUCCCCGUGACUGCCAUCCUCGAGCGCACAGACAGCCGGCCGCACGUGUACUGGGGCGCCAUCGCAGCGAGCAUCCUCCUCCUCCACCUCCUCUGGCUCCUCCCGUCUGCCAGCGCGCAGAGCUCGCCCGCACCGCUGCUCUCCCGCGCGCAGCUCGCCGUCUCGUUGCUCUUCGGGCCCGUGCGCUGCUUCUGUUGGGCCGCGUACUUCCACUUCCUCGCGAGCGACGUCUUCUACCCGCAGGGCGCCCCUCCCUGUUCGCCUUUCAACCGAGCAAGCAGCAGCAGACCCCCCCCCCUCCCCCGCUUCCCGACAGGCUACCUCGCGAGGACGCUCGGGUAUAACAACCUCGUCAUCGGCGUGAUCGGGGCCGUCGGCCCCUACUUGCUCUCGCAGCGCGUUGCCGCCGCCUCCUCGUCUGCCCUCGAGGGCGAGACGGACGCCUACCUCUCGCUCCGGCUCCACCUCCUCGUCGGCACUGCGCUCCUCCCCCUCCUCCCCCUCCACCUGUUCCUUCGCGGCCGGAGGAAGGACCAGGAAGCGAGGGCAAGACAAGAUUCAGGUUCCAGCACAGAGCGAGAGAGUCAGACGAGAGCACGCAUGCGCACCACCGCCGCCCGUGGCAGUGCGGGGCUCGCGCCCGGGGGGGCGACGCAAGGCACGGCAGAGCUUGGCAUGGAGUCGCACGGCACGGCGGCGUUGCUCGACUCGUUCCACACGCCGCCCGCGUGGCGGUUCGCGGGCACCGUCGCGCCGACGACCUGCAGCCGGGGAGUCGCCGGGGUGAGCAAACCUCUGGCCGAGGUGCACAGUAUAACAAGCGGGCAGAUCAUCGUGUGCGUGGGUGGCAGAGUCGUCGAUGGUGGGACAAAGCAGUUCACCGUCAAAGUGAUGCACCCAGACGCGACGGCAGCGCAGGCCGCGGAGCUGGCACGGCCGAUCAUCAAAGGGCUGCUGGGGCAGGCGGUGACAGCGGGGGAGACCGCCGCCGCCCAGGAAGCCGAGAGGGAGCACUUGCAAGACACCAAGGUGUUCUCCGCUAAUCAGCUGGGCAGGAUCUUUACCGGUUGGGCCGGAUGGCUGGAUACCCUCCGGGCCAACAAGAUGCUCGAGGCCGACGAAGAGCGCCGUGACGAGGUCGCCUCGGCGCAGGUCAAGAUAUCAGGUGCCAACGAGGCACUGAAAAUGUUCCGUAAGCUGCCACAGUGCAAGGAGGCAGAGGAAGGCCACGUCGUCACGGCUGAAGUUCUCAAGGUGGCAGACGAGAUGCCGGCGUUCGGUGCAGCAUCGAUCGCCACCAGCACGAGAAUCCAAAUGUUCUUUGGUGCGCUCAACGCCGUCAUCCUCAGCGAACGGCACAGCGCGAUGCUGGAAGAGAUUGCCGGGAAGGAUAGCGUUUCGGUGGAUGAGAUGCAAACCUUCCUCGCUCGGCUCGGCGAGUCAUUCAAAGUACCUGUCACGCCAGAGCCACUGCCAUCGACCGCAUUCCAAGCGCUCAUGCGGCGCGUCAGGCUCGGCGGCCAAGCUGACGACUUCCGCGCGAAGGCCGUCUGUCUGGUAUGCGAGUCAGAGCAACAAAAGGUCGCCCUCGAGGACCAUGACAUAUUCGAGGCGCUCCUCGCCGAAUGGAUGGCGUCAGGCCUCGAAAACUUCCAAGAAGCGUCGCUGGCCGCCCUGGCCGCCGGCCCUGCCAUGUCAGCCACCGACGCAGCCUGCUUCAUCGUCAGAUGCAAGUCCGCGAAGCAGGCCGCACUGGCCCGCACAACACAAGCUGCUCAAGUGCCCACGCCCGCGGCGGCGAACCCGCCGAUGAGCAUCUUCAUCCGUGCUCCCGUCGACGGAGCGAAAGAAGAGGGCACAGAGGAUUCGGCAACGGCGGUCGCCGCAGCGGCGCAGCGGAUUGCGGCCUCCCGCGAGCAGACCGGCGUCUUAAACGGCCUUGCUCGCAUAGCCGAGUUGGACGCAUCGCCAACGGGCCUAGCCUCGCUCACACGAGAGCUCGACUCGAGAGGUGCGCGCCUCCCAGACCUAGUCCGGCUAGUGAGCGCGGACGCUGCGAGUAUCUCAAACCUGGCUAGCACCAUGUCAGCCGACUCUCAAUUCAUUGCGAACGUGAGAGCGAUCCGUGGCGCAAGAGAGUUUGUUUUGUUGACGUUACGUUAG
This is a messenger RNA of Emiliania huxleyi CCMP1516, 2916 nucleotides long. RefSeq lists its product as hypothetical. The record is from RefSeq and is a predicted model, not a curated record. Lineage: Eukaryota; Haptophyta; Isochrysidales; Noelaerhabdaceae. The transcript has 11 exons. Bases 1 to 2916 code for a protein of 971 amino acids.